UCAUCAUCAUCACCUCUGAUUCAAACCACUUACAAAAUCCCCAAAGACUCAUUCAAUUUAGCCUACACAAUCUAUUUCACUUUCAGCUCCGCCUUCUUCCUCUCCUGGAACGCCUUCCUCACUGUUAUCGACUACUUUUCCUACCUCUACCCUCAUGUCUCUGUGGACCGCCUCUUCACAAUCAUCUACAAGCCCGUCGGCCUCUUCUCUCUCUUCUUCAUCGUCGCAUAUGCCCACAAACCCUGUUCUUACCUUCGAGUCAAUGUGGGUUUGGCUCUCUUUGCCCUUUCUCUCCUCGUCGUCCCUGUCAUGGAUGUGGCUUACAUUAAGGGUCGCACGAGGUUGUAUAAUGGGUUCUAUGUGACCGUGGCGGCGGUGGCAAUUUCAGGUGUGGGAUGUGGGUUGGUGCAGGGUGGGAUCGUUGGGGCCGCCGGAGAGUUACCAGAGAGGUAUAUGCAGGCUGUUGUCGCCGAGAGUGGAGCUUCAGGAAGAGAAUUCGAAUUGAUUGGGUGGAGGAUUAAGAAGUUCACAUGUCUGUUAUUUGUAAUUUCAUAGUAGAUGUGCAAGAAUGAGUUUUGUACAUUGAUGUUUGUAAUUAUUUAUUUGUAACUCCUUAGUCGGAGCUUGGCAUGUAUUAUUAUUAUUGUUGUAUUCAUCAUGAGA
Camellia sinensis is the source of this 663-nucleotide messenger RNA. NCBI's taxonomy places the organism in Eukaryota, Viridiplantae, Streptophyta, Magnoliopsida, Ericales, Theaceae. The record is from RefSeq and is a predicted model, not a curated record.